CUCUGUUUCUGGGCGAAUCCGUUCCGUUUUGCUUGAAUCCGCCUCUCCGUGCUCGUUCGUAUUGACGCACUUAAAGACUCUUCCCUCAACCUUAAGGCGAGCGGCAGCGACCAAUCACCAAGCCAUUACAGGCUUCAGAGGAAACUGUUUAUGUGACUCCAGAGCUAAUUAGGCUCAUGAACUAACAAAUCGCUAGCACAACUGGUGAGGAACCGAUCACAUUCAUGGAUUGUCUGGAGAAGUCGGCCACCUCUCUCACGAUGUGUUGAGCUGUGCGCUUUUUAAAGAUUUUUUUACCCUUUCUUUAGCUGUCACUAACUUGUCUCUUGCUUGACAAAACUUUGGUCUUGGGUGUGGAGUAUUUUUUAGUGCUAACGCGUGUGCCGUUUUCACUUAAACUGGGGAAUCUUGACUGGUAAACUAUGUUUCAACCCACACCGAAGAGGUGUUUUACCAUUGAGUCUUUGGUAGCGAAGGAUAAUCCUUUGCCAUCGUCGAGAUCCGAGGAGCCCAUACGACCAGCGGCUCUCAGCUAUGCAAACUCCAGCCAGAUGAAUCCAUUUUUAAACGGCUUUCACUCCAGCGGCAGGGGCGUCUACUCAAACCCGGACUUGGUGUUCGCUGAGGCUGUUUCACAUCCUCCCAACUCCGCCGUCCCAGUCCAUUCAGUACCUCCUCCUCAUGCUUUGGCUGCUCACCCACUGUCGUCCUCGCACAGUCCGCACCCUCUUUUCGCAAGCCAGCAAAGGGACCCUUCAACUUUUUACCCGUGGUUGAUACAUAGAUAUAGAUACUUGGGUCACAGAUUUCAAGGAAACGAAACGAGUCCUGAAAGCUUCCUAUUGCACAAUGCGCUAGCAAGAAAGCCCAAAAGGAUUCGUACAGCUUUUUCACCAUCACAGCUACUACGGCUUGAACAUGCUUUCGAAAAAAAUCAUUACGUCGUCGGUGCGGAACGAAAACAACUCGCUCACAGUCUUAGCCUCACAGAAACUCAGGUAAAAGUUUGGUUUCAGAAUCGAAGGACGAAGUUCAAGCGUCAGAAACUGGAAGAGGAAGGGUCGGAUUCACAACAGAAAAAGAAAGGAACUCAUCACAUAAACCGAUGGAGACUGGCCACAAAACAAGGAAGCCCUGAGGAAAUUGACGUCACCUCAGACGAUUAAAAGACUUAAACUGUUUGAACCCGGGACAGCGGCGUGGCUUGAAGAAUGUCACGGAUAAGGAUGCUGUGUACUGACAGAGGGAGAGGGUAAAGCCAAUAUCACAUUUUGAUUCUUCGAGAUCGGCAGCUUGAGGGUGAGAGAUCCUGUUGGUGGCACUGCUGUCACUACAAGGGAACUGUCAAUAAUUUUUACGUUGCCAAGGCAAGGUGAUUGACAGGUAUUACACGCAGCCCCUCCCGCCCCAUCACCACACUACCCGCACCACCUCAUCACCACUAUCACAAAACAUAGCUCAAAUGCGUAUAGGACAUUUGCACUUCUGAGGGGUUUUUCUCUCAUUUUAUUUUUGCAAGACGUGAACCUUCCACAUCAAGAAACCAAAAUAUACAACUGUUUUUGUAAAACUUGAAUUGCAUGGUAGAGCAAUGCAUUUUUUGGUAGGUUAAUUAAUUUGACCUUUUUUUUCAAAGUAAAUUUGUUUUGAUUAUAUUUUUAAUCUGAGAAAUGUUGUGUGCUUCUUCCUUUUUUACAACAGUGUGCAGUCUUUGAAUUUAUGAUUCUCGUGUUAAAGUGAUUGUGCAAACAAUAUGAAGUAGCAGUGCUGCGUUAUAGUGUUUUUAAAAAGUAAACAAAUUUAAAAUCAGAUUAUAAAAAACUUUACCACAUACAAUAGUAAUUAUAAUGAAAAUUCUCCAUGGCAUUCCUUAAAAUUUAAGCUUUACCAUGACUCCGUAAUCUUGGUGCGAAUAUAUGAUCGGGACUCGCCCCC
This is a messenger RNA of Danio aesculapii, 1935 nucleotides long. It is a transcript of the gene emx2, whose product is annotated as empty spiracles homeobox 2. Gene Ontology annotation, biological process: brain development; regulation of DNA-templated transcription; central nervous system development. The transcript is spliced from 3 exons. Gene Ontology annotation, molecular function: DNA binding; DNA-binding transcription factor activity, RNA polymerase II-specific. Bases 423 to 1166 code for a protein of 247 amino acids. The record is from RefSeq and is a predicted model, not a curated record. NCBI's taxonomy places the organism in Eukaryota, Metazoa, Chordata, Actinopteri, Cypriniformes, Danionidae.